CACACCAACCAAUGGGAAGCCUUUGCGUCAGAACCGUUACUUCCGGGUGUCUCCAAUGAAGGAAUCUUCUCGCAUCUGAUGGUUUCUUUUGUAUAAUAUCAACAAAGCUAAAAAAAACCUACGUGGUCAAUAAACGUGUUGGUAAAAUGAACAGAAUAUUCGGACGCGGAAAGCCGAAAGCUGCUCCUCCGAACCUGUCGGACUGUAUCGGCAACGUUGAUGCGAGAUCAGAGUCCAUAGAAAAGAAGAUUGGCAGACUAGACGCUGAGCUUGUGAAGUACAAGGAUCAGAUGAAGAAGAUGAGAGAUGGGCCCUCGAAGAACAUGGUGAAACAGAAGGCGAUGAGAGUCCUGAAGCAAAAGAGAAUGUAUGAAGGUCAAAGAGAGCAGCUGGCUCAGCAGUCUUUUAACAUGGAGCAGGCAAACUACACAAUCCAGACAUUAAAGGACACCAAAACAACGGUGGAGGCCAUGAAGAUCGGUGCAAAGGAAAUGAAAAGGGCUUACAAGGACGUCAAACUUGAUCAGAUUGACGAUUUACAAGACCAACUGGAGGACAUGAUGGAGGACGCCAACGAGGUUCAAGAGGCCUUGAGCCGCAGCUACGGCACUCCAGAAUUAGAUGAGGAUGAUCUUGAAGCAGAGCUGGACGCUCUGGGGGAUGAGCUGCUGCUGGACGAUGACAGCUCUUAUCUGGACGAGGCCUCAGCUGCCCCGUCCAUCCCUGAGGGAAUCCCCAGUGAGAGCAAGACAAACAAGGAUGGCGUUUUGGUGGACGAGUUCGGCCUGCCGCAGAUUCCCGCCUCGUAAACAGGGAACGGAUCAAAACAACUGCACUUCAACUGAAAAACACUUUUUAUAUGUAGAGUAACAUUUAUACAUGCAAAACAUUUGACCUGAGAACACUACGAUUUUGAAGCUGUCCAGGUGUCGGGUUGUGUUCUGUUACCACUACUGUGCUAGCAUGUGGCCUUGUAACAUACUGAACCUUUUUUUAGAAACACUAUUCCCCCGUUCCUCCCUUUGUCUUGUCAGUCUCGUCCAUCACCAGUAUUACUAAGUGUAUAUUUAUUUGUCUUAAUUGUAUUCUAGUUGUGUGUGUUGUUCAGUCAUCGCCAUUUUGUGGAGAUUGAUUCCUCUUAAACUUGUUGGAAUGUCUGCAAGUUGUUUGAAACAUGCAAAAUAAAUUCUGUGUUUUAAUUUAACCCUUGAA
Messenger RNA from Anoplopoma fimbria (sablefish), 1212 nucleotides. RefSeq names its product charged multivesicular body protein 5a (gene chmp5a). The record is from RefSeq and is a predicted model, not a curated record. The transcript has 8 exons. The coding region runs from base 147 to 809 and encodes 220 amino acids. NCBI's taxonomy places the organism in Eukaryota, Metazoa, Chordata, Actinopteri, Perciformes, Anoplopomatidae. Gene Ontology annotation, biological process: vesicle budding from membrane; late endosome to vacuole transport via multivesicular body sorting pathway. Gene Ontology annotation, cellular component: multivesicular body.